AUGCAAGGGCAGGGCUUGGCUCCUUCCAUCUGCAGCUUGUCCCUGACCCCCACCCUGGCAGGACCUGCUGGUUGGUGGCCACCACCAGGAAGUACCACACGUGCUCCUGCCUGCCCCAAGCUGGGAAAAAUCUCAGUCCCCCUGGAGGACCAUGUCAUCUACUCGGGCAACCUCUUCCAGUACAUCGAGGAGAACAAGAAGUGGAGGAACCGCUUCUGUGUGGUCCCACACAACUACGGCUUGGUCCUCUACGAGAACAAACUGGCUUAUGAGCGGGACCUGCAGCCCCGUGUGCUGAUCAACAGUGCUGGCUACAAGGUCCUCACCUCUGUGGAGCAGUACCUGGAGCUGGUGAACAGCAGCCUGCCUGGUGUGACCCCCAAGUCGGGACAGUCCCCCAUCCUGAAGUGCCCCACGGAUUUCCCCCUCAUCCUCUGGCACCCCUAUGCCCGCCACUACUACUUCUGUGUGAUGACAGGGAAGGAGCAGGAGAAGUGGAAAGCAGUUUUCCAGGACUGUGUCCGGCACUGCAACAACGAGUAUCCUAUCUCAGAUGCUGUCUAUAGGAUGGUGUACGAGCAGACCAAGGCCCAGUAUGAUGCAGUAGUGGCCAAGUGUGAAGAGGAGAGGCCCCAGAUGGAGAGCACCAUCCGCACCGACAUGGACCAGAUCAUCACCUCCAAGGAGCACUUGGCCAGCAAGAUCCGAGCAUUCGUCCUCCCCAAAGCAGAGAUCUGUGUCCGUAACCACGUCCAGCCCUACAUCUCCUCCAUCCUGGAGGCCCUGAUGACCCCCACGAGCCAGGGCUUUGCUGAGGUGAGGGAGGUGUUCUUCAAGGAGGUGACGGACAUGAACAUGAACGUGGUCAACGAAGGUGGCCUGGAGAAGCUGCCAGAGUACAUGGAGAAGCUUUCCCACCUGGCCUUCCACCCUGUCAAGAUGCAGUCGUGCUAUGAGAAGAUGGACCAGCUGAAGCUGGAGGGUCUCCAGCAACGGUUCGAUGUGUCCAGCACGUCUGUCUUCAAGCAGAGGGCCCAGAUCCACAUGAGACAGCAAAUGGACGAUGCCGUGUACACGUUUGAGACGCUGCUGCACCAGGAGGUGGGGAAGCUGCAGGGCAGUGACAACCUGUGCAAGUCCAUCCAGCGCAUCCUGGAGAGGGUGCUCAAGAAAUACGACUACGACAGCAGCACUGUGAGGAAGAAGUUCUUCAGGGAGGCCCUGCUGCAGAUCACCAUCCCCUUCCUCUCAGCCAGCUCUUCCCCACGGCAGGAAUUAGCCAAGUUCCAGGAGCUGAUCUUCGAGGACUUUGCUAACUUCAUCCUGGUGGAGAACACGUAUGAGGAGGUGGUGCUGCAGUCGGUGAUGAAAGACAUCAUGCAAGGAACACAAGCCAAUGACUGA
Molecule: messenger RNA, 1404 nt
Organism: Chaetura pelagica (chimney swift)
Lineage: Eukaryota; Metazoa; Chordata; Aves; Apodiformes; Apodidae
Product: niban-like protein 1
Exons: 12
Coding region: 1-1404 (467 amino acids)
Source: RefSeq, a predicted model, not a curated record